AUGAUCAAUCCACAUACCUCAGUUGGCAUCGCCCAAGUCGUCUUCUACACACUCGUCUUACCUGUCGCUGUGUUUAUCCUUAUCAAAAAUUGGAAGCAUGGACUUCGGCUUGCUUCGUACCCUCUUGUGACAUUCUCCCUCGCUCGUCUCGCUGGUGGGAUUCUAACCAUCCUCCUUCGGUCCGACCCUACUAGCCUUGGCCUCAUCAUCGCAACUACCGUGCUGCUCAAUGUAGGCCUCAUUCCAUUGAUGAUCUCCAUGGUUGGGUUCAUCCGUUUGAUUAUGAAAUCAAGCCUUGAUGAGAACAAACGAGCUUUCUUCCUGUUGAAGAUCAUUCGCUUCGCAUUCAUCGCCGCUAUCAUUCUUCUCUGUGUUGCUGGAGCUUUUAGUGGUUCCAGUAUACACCUUUCACGACAUUUGACACAGGCUGGCUAUGUCACUCUGGCUGUCGUCAUUGCUUUGAUGACUGUUGAGCUACUACACCUCUAUACUCAGAAGCACCGCAUUUCUCCCGAGAAGCACAUUUUUAUAGAGCUCACUCUAGCAAGUGUUCCGACACUCGUCCUACGAACAGUCUAUGGACUACUUUGCGCUUUCACGGUUGACAACUUGACGACCAUUUGGAAUUCGCUGGUUGGAUCUGCUGUAGCGUUUGCUUUGAUGUGCCUGCUUACGGAGUACAUCACACUUCUGGUUUUCCUUUUUCUCGGGAUUCGCCAUUGGCAAGGCGUUUGCGCUGAAAGCUUGGGAAGUAUCGAGAUGAAAUCUUGA
Fusarium venenatum is the source of this 771-nucleotide messenger RNA. RefSeq lists its product as uncharacterized. Lineage: Eukaryota; Fungi; Ascomycota; Sordariomycetes; Hypocreales; Nectriaceae. The record is from RefSeq and is a predicted model, not a curated record.